GUUGUUCCCAUUUCCCAGUCAAGAACUCAGGAUGAACAAGCUUCUAUCUAUCUCUUUGCUAUUCCUACUCUCGUGGUCUAUGCCGGCGAUCUCUUCCUCCUCCCGUGUCCCUUGUUACAAAUCCAUUUUCAGCUUUGGCGACUCCUUCACCGACACGGGUAAUAACCCCAUCGUCUUCGAAUGGUACUCCAUCUUCGACCCCGUGACGCGUCCUCCCUACGGCACCAGCUUCUUCGGCCUCCACACUGGCCGCAACGGCGAUGGACGUCUCAUCAUCGACUUCAUCGCUGAGAACUUGGGCCUACCAUAUGUCCCAGCCAACCUGGCGCACAACGGCAGCUUCCGGAGUGGCGCCAACUUCGCCGUCGGUGCGGCAACCACAGUGGAUGCUGGUUUCUUCCACGAGAGAGGUAUCCCGAGUACCACCAGCAAGUUCCCGUUGAACACCAGCUUAGGUGUGCAACUAGAGUGGUUCGAGUCCAUGAAGCCUUCGUUGUGCCGUACAGCCCGAGAGUGCAAGAAGUUUUUUGGCACGUCCCUCUUCUUCGUGGGGGAGUUUGGAGUCAAUGAUUAUCACAUGUCGUUCCAACGGAGGACGGUUCAGGAAGUCAGGUCCUUCGUUCCUGUUGUCGUCGCCACCAUUUCCAAGGCCAUCGAGAGGCUCAUCACCAAGCACGGGGCGAGGAACCUGGUUGUCCCUGGUGUGAUUCCGUCGGGAUGCUCGCCGCCGAUCCUGACCAAGUUCGCCGACGUCUCACCAGCAUCAGCAUACGACUCCAGGACCGGCUGUCUGAAAGCGUAUAACGAGCUGGGGUUGCACCACAACUCGCUGCUGCAGGCUGAGCUGGACAAACUCCAGGCCAAGCACCGGAACGUCAGGAUCAUCUACGCCGAUUUCUUCGGCCCAAUCAUGGACAUGGUGGAGUCGCCUCACAAGUUUGGUUUCGAAGAAGACAUUCUUAUAGUCUGUUGCGGAGGUCCUGGAAGAUAUAGAUUAAACUCAACAGUCCCAUGCGGCGAUGCUGCGGCAACAAUGUGUCAGGAUCCAUCAGCUCGGUUGUACUGGGAUGGCGUCCAUCUGACGGAGGCAGCUAACCGCCACAUCGCCAAUAUCUGGCUGGGCAGCAUAAACUCGGCAACAAGAGUCAGCAGCAGCAAGUGUGCAAAUGGACCAUGUCGACCUAGUGGAUGAAACUCAUUUCUACCUCCCACGUCCCAAGGUUGCUUUAAGAUUUCUUCCGAACCUAAUGUAUUUCUAUGUAUUCAAAAUCUUCUGCAGGCAAUAUAAAUAAUUUUUGGGGUUCUAAUCACUAU
Messenger RNA from Hordeum vulgare subsp. vulgare (domesticated barley), 1314 nucleotides. RefSeq names its product GDSL esterase/lipase At5g45910-like. NCBI's taxonomy places the organism in Eukaryota, Viridiplantae, Streptophyta, Magnoliopsida, Poales, Poaceae. The record is from RefSeq and is a predicted model, not a curated record. The coding region runs from base 32 to 1192 and encodes 386 amino acids. Gene Ontology annotation, molecular function: hydrolase activity, acting on ester bonds. The transcript has 5 exons.